Molecule: messenger RNA, 2829 nt
Organism: Monascus purpureus
Lineage: Eukaryota; Fungi; Ascomycota; Eurotiomycetes; Eurotiales; Aspergillaceae
Source: the annotation of a GenBank genome assembly
UGCCUGGUUGAGCAUUUGGGAGAAAAGAAGGGGAUUGGAUGUUAAUAUUUACUAUCCCUACUAUUAUUUUUCUUCAAUUUUAAUUUCCAUUGUUUUUAAUUACCGAUACGAGAAAGGAGGACGACGGAAGAAAGAACUCGAAAUUUUCAAGCUCCGCCAGCCUUCCAAAAUGUCUCCCGCGAAAGAAGACGACUUCGUGUUGACCCUAUCAGACGAAGAGGAGAAUAGGAUAAUUGAAGAUGGCGAUGAUGACGCUUUCGAUGCCGAGAAAUCAUUAUCAACAAAGAAGCGCAAGAGGGGAACUGAAUCGGUCGAGGUAUCGAAAGGCAAGAACAAGAAGCAGAAACAGGAGACGGAACAAUUGAAGAAGAAUAAAAAGAACAAGAAGGAGGUAGUUAGGAGCAAAAUUGGCAGGAACAAUGCUGCGGAAUCCGAAGAAAGUGGCGAUGAAGACGAAGAGGAGGAAGAAGAGGGAGAAGCUAUAAAUGAUGGCUCUUUGAAUCCGGAUUUCGAGUUCGAUAUUGGCAAUUCUGUUGCUAAUGGAGUCACUGAAGGCUUUUAUGGCUGGGGUUUAGGAGAUGAGAAGGAAGAAUCCCGGAAUGGGAACAAGAAGGCUGUGGACAUUGAUGAGAUUAUAUCUAAGCGGAAGGCGAAGAAAGAUGCCGAGUCGGGGAAAAAGCAGAAGAGGGCUAAGGAAGACCGAGAAGUAGAUGGAAAUGAAGAGGGUGGUGCGUCCGAUGAUGAUUACGGCAUGUCUGUCGAUUUCCAAGAUGAUGAAUUGCUAGCUGCGGACGGAUUUGGAAUGGGUGCUGUGAGCGAGGAGGAGAGUGGUGAUUCGGAAUCUGAGGAUGGAACUGCCUCUGAUGAUGACGAGAAGAAGGAUAAGAGAAAGGAAUCAGAGGAUGAGGAGGACAGUGCUUCCGACGAUGAUUCUGUUGCAACACCUGUUGCUCACCCAGAUGAUAUCACUUCAGACGACUCAGACAAUGAAAGCGAGGUCGACGCAGCCGAGGAGGAGAAGCGAAAAGCCUUCUUCGCACCACAGGAGAAGACCGAUGAACAAUCCGCGCUUGAGUUAUCUAAUGGUGCAUUUCAAGACUUCAACCUGUCCCGUCCUAUCCUGCGCGGCUUGACAUCAGUCGGUUUCACGAAGCCAACCCCAAUUCAACGGAGAACAAUACCCGUUGCCCUUCUAGGGAAGGAUAUCGUUGGAAGCGCCGUCACCGGUUCUGGAAAGACAGCUGCCUUCGUGGUACCGAUUCUAGAACGUCUACUGUUCAGGCCUCGCAAGGUGCCAACCAGCCGAGUGGCUAUCCUGAUGCCUACGCGUGAACUGGCAGUGCAAUGCUACAACGUAGCAACCAAACUGGCGACAUAUACCGAUAUUACAUUUUGUCAACUUGUUGGUGGGUUCAGCCUGCGAGAGCAAGAAAAUGUGUUGAAGAAGCGACCAGAUGUAAUCAUAGCCACACCUGGACGUUUCAUCGAUCACAUGCGAAAUUCUCCCAGCUUCACCGUCGACACGCUUGAAAUCUUGGUUCUCGACGAAGCCGACCGGAUGCUAGAGGAUGGUUUUGCUGACGAGUUGAAUGAGAUAUUGACGACGAUACCAAAAUCACGGCAGACGAUGCUUUUUUCUGCAACGAUGACAGACACGGUGGACAAGCUUAUUCGAGUAGGCCUUAAUCGCCCCGUGCGUCUAAUGGUUGAUGCGAAGAAGAGCACAGCUGGGAAGCUAGUCCAAGAAUUCGUGAGGCUACGACCGGGACGAGAGGAUAAACGAUUGGGUUGCCUCCUUCAUUUAUGUAAGGAGGUUUACACGGGCCGAGUCAUCAUUUUCUUCCGACAGAAGCGCGAAGCGCAUCGUGUGCGGAUUAUUUUUGGACUACUAGGAUUCAAGGCUGCAGAGCUGCAUGGUAGCAUGAGCCAGGAACAGCGUAUUAAAAGCGUCGAGGCAUUCCGAGAUGGAAAGGUGGCUUUCCUUCUCGCUACAGAUCUGGCAUCUCGUGGUUUGGAUAUCAAGGGAGUGGACACCGUGAUCAACUACGAGGCACCACAGACACAUGAGAUCUACCUUCACAGAGUCGGUCGUACCGCUCGUGCAGGCCGUUCCGGCCGUGCAUGUACCAUUGCUGCAGAGCCAGACCGCAAGGUUGUGAAGGCGGCUGUCAAAGCCGGCAAAGCCCAUGGCGCUAAAAUUGUCAGCCGACUCAUCGAUCCAGCGGUUGCGGAUGACUGGGCCGCGAAGGCUGAGGCAAUGGCAGACGAAGUUGACGCCGUGUUACGCGAAGAGAAAGAAGAAAAGCAACUGGCCCAAGCCGAAAUGCAGGUGAACAAGGGGGAAAACCUAAUCAAAUACGGGAAGGAGAUUAUGUCGCGGCCCAAGAGGACGUGGUUCGAGAGCGAGCGGGAAAAGCGCGAGGCGCGCAAGAUGGGAGCUGUCGAGCUCAACGGGCUCGAUGCGGCGGUGUCGGUAAAGGAGAAGAAGAAGCUUAGCAACAAGGACAAGAAGCGGCUGGAUGAUAUGCGACAGCGACGCGAAGGAAAUAUAGGAUGGAAGAAGGGCAGGUCGGAACGUGAGGCACCCAAGAGCAAGGGCAAGGGCAAGGGCAAGACGCAGAAGGACAGGAAAAAGGGUAAGAAAUAGGGGUAUAGAUGUAUGCAUAUACGGGAAUUGUAGAUUGUUUAUUACAAACUUGACGCUGCUGAUAUCGAUCAGCUAGUUGGAUUAUGGCCAUUGGUCAUCGUGCAGAAUACCUACACAGCGAGGAUAGAACAUCGUUAUAUAUUUUGUAGUAUGGGGCAUAGUGUCAGUCUCGAAUAUGUUUC